Messenger RNA from Heterotrigona itama, 270 nucleotides. The record is from the annotation of a GenBank genome assembly. Lineage: Eukaryota; Metazoa; Arthropoda; Insecta; Hymenoptera; Apidae.
AUGAUAACGUACAAAUGAAGAUAUGGAUUACAGAUUAAGUGACCGAUACUUUUGGUAACGAAACAUUGUUCUUAUGCUUUUAGACAUAAGCUCGUGGUUCGAUUAGCUUUUAGACAUAAUUUGAUAAUCAGAUCGGAGAAUCUUACGUUGCUUCUAAAAAAGAGAGAAUUAACGCUUCUUCGAAUAAUAUAUGUCAACGACGAUAAACUGAUCAAAGAGAGUAAGAUGGACGUCGAUAGUCCGGCAGAGCUAAUGGAUUUAGAUUUCUAA